AGCAAAGCUGAAAAGCAGGAGUCUACCAAUUCUAAAAAACUAGCCAAUAGAAAAGCUGGAAGUAAAAAUACGAAACCUCAAUUGGGAGUAACUACAGUUAUACAAUAUAGCUCCAACCUUGACCAACACAUGGGAGCUCCACAAAUAGAAAGAAGACUGCAUGUAGAAAAAACCAGAAACAUCAAAGUGAUUACCAAACUAGAAAGUAUAUCGAGUAAAGAUACGUAUGAAUGUCUCAAAGGAAUUAUAAGCCAAGUUACCUGUCUGGGAGUUAAUGGUUCCUGUAUGAGAAAAGUGGUGGAUAUACAGAUUAAAUAUAGAGGUUGA
Messenger RNA from Dentiscutata erythropus, 327 nucleotides. The record is from the annotation of a GenBank genome assembly. NCBI's taxonomy places the organism in Eukaryota, Fungi, Glomeromycota, Glomeromycetes, Diversisporales, Gigasporaceae.